Messenger RNA from Myotis brandtii (Brandt's bat), 951 nucleotides. RefSeq names its product CPX chromosome region, candidate 1 (gene CPXCR1). The coding region runs from base 1 to 951 and encodes 316 amino acids. The transcript has a single exon. NCBI's taxonomy places the organism in Eukaryota, Metazoa, Chordata, Mammalia, Chiroptera, Vespertilionidae. The record is from RefSeq and is a predicted model, not a curated record.
AUGACUUCUCCUAUUAAAGAAGAAAGUGAUGCAGCUGAUAAUGCUCUCAAAAAUUCAGAAAAUGAGGCUUCAAAUGACUGUAGUACAGAUAUAGAGCCUGAAUCUAAUAUGAUUUCUCAGAAUGAUAGCAACCUAAUGAACAGGGAGUUAGACAUACCAACCUCCCAGGAGCAUGUUGUUCUUCAAUCAGCAGAAGAAAAUAAGCUUGAAGUAGAGAUGAACCAAAAAGAUGCUCAAGAAGAUUUAAAAGAAGAAUCCCUUCUAAUUCAGAUUCCCAUUCCUAGGAAAUGGAUCUCUCUCAUGUCAGGAUUAGGGACAUUUACCCAUCUGAAUAUACCACUAGUAAAAAUUAAUAAAAAAAAGCCUGUAAUUAAUAGAGCAAGACUUAACUCAGGAAAAAUUCAGAGGAAAAUAAGUGAUAUGUGUUAUAUCAAUGUAAAUUACAAAAUUCCUUACCAGUUCUCAAUUUCAUGGAGAGUCUCAUUUAUUAACCAUUCUGAGAGGAGAAGAAUGAUUCUUCGUCAGUUGUGUGAGAGACAUCUCCCUCAAAAUACCAAGUGGAUAAAGCAAAAGUAUGUAGCAUUUGUUGUUCGCCCAAAUGUUCUCAACCAUAGGGUAAGAGAGAUACUAUUUGGAAGACCUAUGAGGGUGUACUACUACUAUCCCCUCAGUGAAAGAAUAGCAUUAAACAUAGUAUCCAAGUCAACUGGUACUAAAAGGAAGAUGGAAUUUCACAUUUUUGUUAGACCUGUGUUUGGUGUCCCACGGACCCAAUUGGAAAACAGAUUUACUAAAAGAGCUUUUGAGGAUCAUUUGAGAUCACGUUAUUACACAAGGGUGAUUAUCAUAACAACUGAUAAUGGUUGGAAAUACCUAUGUCCCAUUUGUGGGAGUAUUUUCAACAGUUUGGUUGAAUUUAGACAGCAUUCUUGCAACUUUCUUGGACAUUAA